GGCUGCGGCUGCCUCCGGCUGCUCCCGCCGCGGGGCGCGGAGCGGGGCGGCCGCGGGGAGCGCCCACCACCCCGCGGCGGCGCGGGAGCCAGGACGCGGACUGAGAUGUUGACAGCUUUGGAGCAAUGCAGGACACGCUGAUUGCAUCUGUGCAGUGCCACUGCCUUGGAAGAAGGUUCACCAAAGCAGACGAGUCCUGCCUCUCACCCUGCGGAUGAUAAAUGCCAGAGGAGCUGCUGUCUAAAUGGGUCCAGUCAUGCCUCCCAGUAAGAAGCCAGAGGGCUCAGGAAUUAGUGUUCCCAGUGGAUUGAGCCAGCGUUAUCAAGACAGUGAUUUAUCAAAGGCACUUCAUGAUGACGAGGACCUAGAUUUCUCUUUGCCUACCAUCAGAUUAGAUAAAGGGGCCAUGGAAGAUGAAGAACUAACUAAUUUGAACUGGUUACAUGAGAGCAAGAACUUGCUGAAAAGCUUUGGGGACUCGGUGUUAAGGAGUGUUAGCCCUGUCCAGGACAUCGGUGAUGACACGCCGCCGUCUCCUGCCCACUCUGACAUGCCCUACGAUGCCAAGCAGAACCCCAACUGCAAACCUCCCUAUUCCUUUAGCUGCCUCAUAUUUAUGGCCAUUGAGGAUUCGCCAACCAAAAGACUGCCUGUAAAGGAUAUAUACAACUGGAUUUUGGAACACUUUCCAUAUUUUGCAAAUGCACCCACUGGAUGGAAAAAUUCUGUGCGACAUAAUCUGUCCUUGAAUAAGUGUUUUAAGAAAGUGGACAAAGACCGAAGUCAGAGUAUUGGAAAGGGGUCCUUGUGGUGUAUAGACCCAGAAUAUAGACAAAAUCUUAUUCAGGCUUUGAAAAAGACACCCUAUCACCCAUAUUCGCAUGUGUUCAAUACACCUCCCACAUCUCCUCAGGCAUAUCAAAGCACAUCAGGUCCACCCAUUUGGCCAGGAAGCACCUUUUUCAAGAGAAACGGAGCCCUUCUACAAGAUCCUGACAUUGAUGCUGCCACUGCCAUGAUGCUUUUGAAUACUCCCCCUGAGAUACAAGCAGGUUUUCCUUCGGGAGUGAUACAAAAUGGAGCUCGAGUACUGAGUAGAGGAAUAUUUCCUGGAGCCAGGCCAUUGCCAAUCAACCCUAUAGGGAGCAUGGCUGUCGCAGUAAGAACUGGUUGGAAAUCUUUCAAAAUGAAUGGAAUAACAAACUGCCGGAUGCGGACGGAAAGCGAACAGUCCUGCGGCUCUCCAGUUGUUAGCGGUGACCCAAAGGAGGAUCACAACUACAGCAGUGCCAAAUCUUCCAACCACAGGAGCACAUCACCUGCCAGUGACUCCGUUUCCUCUUCCUCUGCUGAUGACCAGUAUGAAUUUGCAACUAAAGGUAGCCAAGACAGCAGUGAAGGAAGUGAGGUGAGCUUCCAGAGCCACGAGAGCCAUAGCGAAACAGAAGAGGAGGACAAAAAGCAAAGUCGGAAGGAGACCAAGGAUUCUUUAGCUGACAGUGGAUAUGCAUCCCAGCACAAGAAAAGGCAACAUUUAAUGAAGGCGAAAAAAGUACCAAGUGACACACUGCCUCUUAAAAAGAGACGUACAGAAAAGCCCCCUGAGAGUGAUGAUGAGGAGAUGAAAGAAGCAGCAGGAUCACUCCUGCAUUUAGCAGGAAUUCGAUCCUGUUUGAACAACAUCACCAAUCGGACGGCAAAGGGGCAGAAAGAGCAAAAGGAAACCACAAAAAAUUAGAACAAAUCAAUGAUUUGUUUGAACUUACAAAGUUUUGUUUCAGCACGUCAGGUGAAUUCUAAUGAUUUGUGGCAAUAUCAGCAAUUUUUUCCUUUUUUGUUUUUCUUCUAUUUCUUUUUGUUUUGUUUAUUUGGGUUUUUUGUUUGGUUUUUUUUUUUGACCCUUAAGAUUUUUAUUUUUAAAGGAGAUUGAAGCCAUAGAACUCAUACUGACACUCAGCUAAUUUACAAAAGCUUUUCAUUACCUGAAGACAAAAAGUUAACAAAAAAAGAAAGCCAAAAUCGCCAUUGCUUUCUCCAGCUUGUCAAAAAUGCAUGGUUGAAUACGCAGUGAUAUCAACAUUAAUGUGAUGGGAGUAAAAUUGGGCACUUGGAAAUCCCUCUUAGAGUAGAAGAGCUGUGCAUAAUUUAGUAUUCAUUCAGGCCUGGCCCUUAAGAAUUUUUUUAAUGGCCUUACAAUUGGGUUAGAAGUGAAUGUGAAUAAAGAGAUUUGUGGGAAAGAGGAGGCACGUACUUCUCAAGCAAGAACUGUUUAGUGGCACUUGGAGAUGUGCCACACGAGUCUUCGGACAGCCACUGGUGGCAACUGUGCAAGCAGCAAUGCACUUCUAGUGUGUCACAUAUCCUUUGUGGCUCAUAGUGUGAAGACUGAUAACUCUAAGUCAGAGGAAAUUUAAAUUAUGUAUGCAAUGGGUUUCAGUGAAAUAAUGAAAUGGGAGGGGUGUGACUGUUAGUAGCAUCGUUAACCAUUGAAUUCUGUCUUCUAUAUUAAAUUGAAAGAAUGUUCAAAAAGCCAUAAGCCUGAAGAUUGGCACUGCGUGCAAAAAAUAAUAGUAAUAGGGAAAAACAAACUAUGUCUUCUAAACUGCCUGAGUGGAAAGUAAUCAAGUCUAAGAAAUUACAGUAGAUACAAUGUACAUCAGAAUCUUUUUCUGUGGAUCACAUCCUUGAUCUAACAGGGGAAACAAAGCUACAAAACCUGCCAUUAGUAGUACUCUGUAUUUAAAACUAGAAGGAAAGCAUAUUGGUGAACAGUAAAAUUCAGAAAUUCAACAAAAGAGCUCCUACACUGCCCUCAGAAGUGAGUGUGCAGUGACCAUCAGUCAGGAUUCAUCUGUGCAAAAAUGACAACAAAUUUCCAGAUUCAACCAGCAUAGCCAGCAGAAGAAAUUUGAUCCACAUUGCAUGGAUUCUUUAGGGAAAGGGGGAAAACAAAAAGCAAACAAUUUUUUUUAUUCAAAGAUGACAAAGUUCUUGUAAGGUAAAUAAUGUAUUUAGCAUGAAGCAUGAAUUAUUUUCAUAUAAAUAUAGAAAAUAGAGAAAAAGGCUAUGCCUCUAAUUUUUAAGCCCUUAGGCUUAGAGUUUGUUUUUUGGGGGUUUUAUUUUUUGUUUUGUUUUGUUUUUGUUUUGGUUCUUUUUUGUUGUCGUUGGGGUUUUUUUGAAGCAGGUGUUUAAGGUUUAACCUUCUUCAGGGACAAACACUGACUGUUGGGGAACUUACUCUGCAAUAUUAAAAAAUAAAAUCUUCAUGCUCUGGUAGGGCUUGGAUGGUUGAAUUAUACUGCCUUGUCUGCACAUUCAGCCCCCUCUCCCUACUUCUGUUAAAAAAAAAGAAAAAAAAAAGAAAAAAGUAAAA
This is a messenger RNA of Zonotrichia leucophrys gambelii, 3373 nucleotides long. RefSeq names its product forkhead box N3 (gene FOXN3). NCBI's taxonomy places the organism in Eukaryota, Metazoa, Chordata, Aves, Passeriformes, Passerellidae. The record is from RefSeq and is a predicted model, not a curated record. The transcript is spliced from 9 exons. Gene Ontology annotation, cellular component: nucleus. The coding region runs from base 245 to 1738 and encodes 497 amino acids. Gene Ontology annotation, biological process: regulation of DNA-templated transcription. Gene Ontology annotation, molecular function: DNA-binding transcription factor activity; cis-regulatory region sequence-specific DNA binding.